Messenger RNA from Psammomys obesus (fat sand rat), 2813 nucleotides. RefSeq names its product prolyl-tRNA synthetase 2, mitochondrial (gene Pars2). NCBI's taxonomy places the organism in Eukaryota, Metazoa, Chordata, Mammalia, Rodentia, Muridae. Gene Ontology annotation, cellular component: cytoplasm; mitochondrion. The transcript is spliced from 2 exons. Gene Ontology annotation, biological process: prolyl-tRNA aminoacylation. Gene Ontology annotation, molecular function: ATP binding; proline-tRNA ligase activity. Bases 661 to 2088 code for a protein of 475 amino acids. The record is from RefSeq and is a predicted model, not a curated record.
AUUUGGAGACAAAUUCCUCGAAUCCAGAACGACCCUGUACCCUCUACUGUCGCCUUCCACAAAUAGAUUUACCCAUAUCAGAGCCUAGGAAUGGGGCAUCAUAAUAGCCAAACCUUUACGGUACUGGGCACUUCAAGCUUUCCUGAAAGGAUCGAGUGUUGAUCCUGAAAGGAUUGAGUGUCGCGUGUGCCUGGAACAGGAAGAGGGUAGGGGAAAGGGGAGGACCUGGGGUACACUCCCAAGGCAGCAGGAGACUGCCACUACUCCCGCCAGUGUUUUGAAAAGUUGAAAGCGGAAGGAAUGCAAGAGACCAGUAGAGGCUAUUUUAACAGGCUGAGGCUUGUACAGAGUGCAGGCUGGUCAGGUGGAGAGCAGGCGGAUCUCAGGGGCAGAGGACUAAAGAGUGCUACAGUAGUGAGGUGUAGAGGUGAGGACCGGUUUCUGACCAAGGGAGCUUCUGGUGCCUUGCAGGGGGAUACUCCUGUCUGCAGGGUCACCACUGUCUGAAGGGAUUCUUCGUCACCAGGUUUCAAAUAGCUGUGCAACUGUGUUCGUCAGACAGGGGCAUAUGUAGGUCUGAAGUUCAGCAGUCGGGGCAGUGAAGGUACGCUGGCCUGGAGAGUGUGGUGAGGAGGGCAGUUAAAACAGUACCUGGGUGUCAUGGAAGGGCUGCUGACAAGAUGCAGAACACUGUCUGCCUUGGCUACCUGCAGCCGCCAGCACUUCAGGUACAUCAUCCGCAAGUGUUACCACUGUGCACCAAGAAGAGGGCAUCGCUUGGCACUAUCCCGCAUGUUCCAGCCACAGAACCUCCGGGAAGACCAAGUGCUUUCUGUGGAGGGCAGAGCCAGCAACUUGACCUGUAAGAGUCAGUGGCUGAUGCUGCAAGUGGGCCUGAUCCUCCCAGCAAGCCCUGGCUGUUACCAUCUCAUGCCCUACACAGUCCGUGCCAUGGAGAAGCUUGUACGGGUGAUAGACCAGGAGAUGCAGGCUGUUGGGGGCCAGAAAAUCAAUAUGCCCAGCCUCAGCCCAGCCGAGCUGUGGCGAGCCACCAGCCGUUGGGACCUGAUGGGCAGGGAGCUGCUGAGACUGAGGGACAGGCACGGCAAAGAAUACUGCUUAGGACCAACUCAUGAGGAAGCAGUUACAGCCCUGGUUGCCUCCCAGAAGCAACUGUCCUAUAAGCAGCUUCCCUUACUGCUCUACCAGGUUACCAGAAAGUUUCGGGAUGAGCCAAGGCCCCGUUUCGGUCUUCUCCGUGGCCGGGAGUUCUAUAUGAAGGACAUGUACACCUUUGACUCCUCCCCUGAGGCUGCUCAGGAGACCUAUGGCCUAGUGUGUGAUGCCUACUGUAGGCUUUUUGACAGGCUGGGGUUGCAAUGGUUGAAGGCCAGGGCAGAUGUGGGCAGCAUUGGGGGCACAAUGUCCCACGAAUUCCAGCUACCAGUGGACAUUGGAGAGGACCGGCUUGUCGUCUGCCCCAGCUGCCACUUUGCAGCCAACACAGAGACGCUAGACUUGUCACAAAAAAUCUGUCCUGACUGCCAGGGUCCACUGACAGAAACCAAAGGCAUUGAGGUGGGCCACACAUUCUACCUCGGUACCAAGUACUCCUCCAUUUUCAAUGCCCAGUUUACCAGUGCCAACGGGAAACCCUCACCGGCUGAAAUGGGGUGCUACGGCCUGGGAGUCACUCGGAUCCUGGCUGCUGCCAUCGAAGUUCUGUCUACAGAAGACUGCAUCCGCUGGCCCAGCCUCCUGGCGCCUUACCAAGUCUGCCUCAUCCCCCCGAAGAAGGGCAGUAAGGAGGCGGCAGCCACAGAGCUUGUGGAACACUUAUAUGACGACAUCACAGAGGCAGUGGCUCAGCUCCGAGGGGAGGUCCUGCUGGAUGACAGGACUCACCUGACCAUCGGAAACAGACUGAAAGAUGCCAACAAGCUUGGCUACCCCUUUGUGAUCGUUGCCGGCAAGAGGGCCCUGGAGGACCCUGCACACUUUGAGGUUUGGUGUCAGAACACGGGUGAGGUGGUCUUCCUCACCAAAGAGGGAGUCAUGGAACUACUGACUGCUGUCCCUGUUGUCUGAGUGCCCAGUCACACCUGUCCUUGGGGUCUGCUGUAAUGCCAUAGUUCCCACCACUCCUCUCUUGGCUGGUCGCUCCAGAAGUGGCUUCUCGUGGAAGGUGAGACCACAUUAGGGAAAUGUAUACUUACUCCUCGCUUGUGAUGGUUUUUACUUGUCAUUAACUUGAUCCUCACCUGGGCUGGCCAUGCUACCAUACACCAUUCCUUUUGCAUGUAGACUCUUGUGUUAGGAGACUGAAAGAUGAGAAAGAGACCUGAGACCUGGGAGACCUCAGCUCCCUCGAGCUGAGCUUCUAGGUGUAGGAUGGGAAUGGUUGAAAGCUGGGGCCAUGCUUCCCCAGCCCCAUCCCAUAGUCUGACCACAUGCCUUGCACUCCACUCAGUAUAGAGAGCAGGGCUACCCGCUCUUCUCCGCUGAGAAGCCACGAGCUCCGGAGAAGCAGGAAGCAGCUUGCUGCUAAGUCACUGGUGACUUGACGCCUGCUCCCCUGCUGGGCCUGGGAUUCCUGUUUGGACAUGGAGACGAGUCAGGUCUACAAGGUCCUUAGAGCGCUCAGAGUGGCUCCACUAGACACAUGGCUCUGGCUCCUCAUUCCUCUGGCUUCCCCAAAAGCAGCCAUACCUGCCCGAUGGCCCAGAACUACCUCCAGAGACUUGACCCUGCUGGGUCACUUCCGCACUGAGAUCAUGUUCCAUUGACUGAAUAAAGGCAAGCCUUUUGAUGAG